AUGACGCAAUACCGAGAGGCGACGGGACCCGACCAUAAGCUUCUCCCAAGGACCAAGUGGGGGAUUCACUUGGGAAUCUGCCCGGAGAGCAAAGGGUGGGUGAUACGCGAUGUGGAGACCGGAAAAGUCACGGCAACCAGAGAUGUUACCUUCUACGAGCAAGACACCUACUUGGAGUGGAAGAGACGGAAACAAGGAGCUGUUGCAAAGGAAGCGGCAGGAGCACCAACUCCAUUGGAGGAGAUGAUAGAUGGGAGUGAGAAGGAGGGGAUAGGGGCAGCCAAUGGAAGCGGUGACAAUGACGACUACAAAGACCACACUACGCCGGGUUUUGAUUGGGUGUGGGAGGUCCAGGAGUUGUCCUCACCUUCAACUGGUGUGGAAGAGGGUGAAGAAGACAAUGAUAAGGGAGAAGAAGCGAGUGACAACUCAACGAAUGAAGCCGGUGAGGAAGAAGCUGAAAUUUCAGAUGUGGAAGAGAGUGUGGCUGAAUCUGCCAGCACGGGGUACUCCGACCCAUGCCGCAUCAUUGACACGGGGGACAAUGAAAAGGCUGCAGUAGAGAUUGAAAACCUACUUGUGGACGGAGCGAUCAUCAUCGGAAGAGAGAUUGAAGGAGAUUCCGUGCAACAAGGAACGGAUGAUAAUGCAGCAGCAGAGAAAGGUGGAGCCGAAAAUGAGAAUGAGGAGAUGGGUAAAGGGAAACGGGUCAAGAAACCCAAUCCCAACGGCCUUGCGGACAAGGAAGUCGAUGUGGGAGCAGAGAUUGAGGCAUGGGGCGACAAGGAGAGAGCGCUCAAAGCUUACCAAUCCAUGGUAGGCUCAGUCAUGUACCCGGUGUCAUGCACAUGGGUUGAUGUGGCCUACGCUGCAAGCUUUCUUGGGCAGAGAGUGUUGCAGCAAGAGGGACGCAGGUGGAAGGAGAUGGAGCGGACUAUCACUUACCUCCUGCAGCGGGACGAUGAGGGGCUGCUGUUUGAAGGUGGAGAGGAGAGCCUAGAGCUAGUGGGGGCCUUAAGGGGAAGGAGUGGUACAUGGACAGCGGUUGUACAAGGUCGACUAGGUCAGUCAACACUUCAGCUAGGCCGACUAGGUCAGUCAACUCGGGCAAACCGAGGCGCAGCAGAGCAAGCGGUUGAGCAAGUGGAAGAGGAAGGGGAAGAGGAAGAGGAAGAGGAAGAGGACGAGGAAGAGGAAGAGGACGAGGAAGAGGAAUAUGCUGUGACAGUCGAAAGCCUGUUGCUGACAGUUCAGGAGUUGGAAGAGCGGGUGAAGGCUCUUAUGAUGCGGCAGAGGGCACCUUGCUCUGGAGUCCAGAUCGACCAGGGUGAACCGGAUCAGCCCGAUCAGGCAAACGGAGGGGCAGCAGAGAAAUCUAGAGCCGAGGAAAUUCCAAAGCCGCUUCAGCUGUUGUGUCGGGCGGAAAUGGUUCACUACUUGGACGUGACGAAUGGGUGGGAUGCGGAUCUGUGCGAGUGUUGCUUUCACCGUGCAGUGAGUCCGCGAGCACAGCGAGCACUUGCCAUAAAGAACCUGGAGGACUUGCGUCUCCACCUGCGCAAUCUGCAGCCUUGUUGCAUCCCCGCAGCAGAUCCCAAGCAGCAGCAGCAUCAUGAAAUGUUUUCUCAGGAGCAGUUUGCGUGGAAGGCAGAGAGGGCGCCUUGCCUUUGCACAGAAGGGAUGUUUCUCGAGUGGAUGGCUGAGCCUCGUGUGGCAAUCGCCACUGAGCUGGGGGCGAGCAGGCAGAGGGAGUGUGACAACUUUGCGUCCAUGCUGGUGCAGGUGCUGGGGGUGAAGGAGAGUGCUGAUCUGCAGGAGGGGUUUGGGUUCUUUGUGCAGCAAUUGCUGUCAGGCGGGCUGGAGAAGGCGCAUGCAGAGAGGAGGGGGGGAGCUGGGGGAAAGACUGCUGAGAAGGUGGAUAAGGAGGGGAAACGGAAGGGGGGAGCUGAGGGGAAGGCUUUUGAGAAGGCGCAUGUGGAGGGGAAGGCGUCACAUGGGAAGGAUGAUGGGAGACACGGAGAGGAAGAGGCAGGGAGCAAGGUAGAGAUUGAUAGGGUUGCUGGCAAGUGCGGGAGGGUUAGUUCGGACUUGAGCUGGAGGGAGCAUCUGAAGGGGCGUGUGUGGGAGAGGUUCGGCGCCAUCCCCAAGCCUCUGGAGGGAUGCGGCAUUCCUUUAGAGUGGGAGGAGUGGCCUGGGGACGGCGAAGCUGCUGUGAGGUUUCCUGUCAACCGAAAGGAGAGGUGUGUUGGGCUUGGGAUUGUGGAGGAGCGUGGUGAAGCAGGUGAGAAGCUGACCCAGCACCCUCGUCAGCACAUACCUGAAGCAGGAGGGAGGUGCAGGCGUGCAAGAGGGAAAGGCUGUAAGGCAGUACGCCAAGGAGCUGGUGUGGAAGCCGAACAGAGCAGAACACGUGGGAGAGGUGAAGCAUCUCGGAAUGAUGAGCAGAGAGUAAUACUACCGCCCGCCAGGAGGAAGCUUCCCAUCGUUCGCUGCCAGGCAGAUGUGGACUUCCUGGUGGGGUUUAACGGGAAUAUCAUGGACCCUCCGGCAUGCACCGAGUGCUGCACCUGCUCUGCAGAAUUCAUACAGUCUGUGUGCAUGGCUGCUCUCAUUGCCAACUUCGCUUACCGCCCAGUCAGCCAUCUUUUCUCCCGCGUGCUCUCAGCCUUCCCGCCAUCCUCCCCUGGCUUCGACAAACUGGUUGAGUGCCUGGACCUCCCUGCACGCCUGCCCAGGCCUGUGAACCUGCAGAUGCUGCUCAGCCGGGCGGAGCAGGUGCCUCUGUACUUCCUCAUUCACAUGGCCGUGUGGUGGGGUCGUCCUCUUCUGACAAGCUAUGAGGUGGAGCGGGAAUGCAGUAGACAUGAGCAGUUGGUGCAGUCAGGUGCGCGUAAAAAGGGUGUGGAGAAAAGGGGGAAAGGUGGGAGGGUGAAGGGGCAAGGGCUCUGGGAUGGUGAGGUGGAUCAGGAGAACGGUGGAGAGGUGUGGGAGGAGGUGCGGAUGUGGUAUUGCGCAGCAAUGGCUGUGUGGAGUUUCAAAGAGGGAAGCGAUGGAGAGAGUGAGGAGUGCAGGGGCAGCAGGAAGCAGGAGAGAGCGGCUAAGGAGUGUGACAUCACAUGGAUUCUUGAGGCAGAAAUCACUCCGAGGUACUGUGAGGGGCGGCAAGGGCAACGUGGUUCUGUCAGGGGGAGCAGCAACUGUGAGUGGAUGGGUGGCAGCAGCAGCAGCAACAACAACAGCAGUGAGAAGAAGAGGAAGAAGGGGAAGGUGCCGGCUUAUCGGAAGCCGUGGCUGGGUGGAGUGAAUCUGGUGGCAUGUCUGCGAGAGAUGCUGCUGGGGGAGCCGUGCUACCACCCUGCCUCCCAUGCUGCUCCAUCCGCUCCUGCUGCUGCUUCCACCCAUUCUGCUGCUGCUAUGGCUUCUCGUCUUACUGCCCCUCCCAACCCCACUGCAAUAAGCAUCGGUGCUGCUACUGUUGCUGCUGCUUCAGAUGUCCAAGGCCGUGUGUGCGGUACUGCAGGGUGUGCGAGGGUGGAAGGUGGUUCUGUGAAGCUGAGGAGGUGCGGUGGGUGUGGCAAGGUAGCGUAUUGCAGCAGAGAGUGCCAAAAGGCGCACUGGCCCUCCCACAAGCUUACAUGCCCCGGCAGGAGCAGCGGGAAGAAGAGUGGGAAGGAUGAGAGCAAGGAUGGCAGCGGCAAUAGUGGCACGACGAUUAGCAAGGUGAGUGGGCAAGGUGGGUAG
This is a messenger RNA of Closterium sp. NIES-65, 3741 nucleotides long. The record is from the annotation of a GenBank genome assembly. Lineage: Eukaryota; Viridiplantae; Streptophyta; Zygnematophyceae; Desmidiales; Closteriaceae.